Messenger RNA from Eurytemora carolleeae, 814 nucleotides. Its product is annotated as ubiquitin carboxyl-terminal hydrolase 16. Gene Ontology annotation, biological process: protein deubiquitination. Gene Ontology annotation, molecular function: cysteine-type endopeptidase activity; cysteine-type deubiquitinase activity. Gene Ontology annotation, cellular component: nucleus; cytosol. The transcript has 4 exons. NCBI's taxonomy places the organism in Eukaryota, Metazoa, Arthropoda, Copepoda, Calanoida, Temoridae. Bases 261 to 752 code for a protein of 163 amino acids. The record is from RefSeq and is a predicted model, not a curated record.
ACAGCUUACAUGUAGCAUCUUUAUUUAAAAUAGCAAAAUUAUUUUUAAGGUACGUUAGGAGCGCAGGCAGAAAUUGCUCCUUGAAUUCCUGUUUAAACCAGUUCACGCAGUCUGAGCUUUUAACAGGGGUAAACAAAUGGGCAUGUGAAUCUUGUACAAAACUUAGGUCUUCAGAAGACAGAAGUGAUGAUAGCGAAGAAAAUGCGACUAAUAUUGCUUAUUCUACUGCAUCUAAGCAAUCGCUUAUAUUCUGUCCUCCUAUGAUCCUGACCAUUCACAUAAACCGAUUUGUUCAGACCUUAAGAGGAUUUGUUAAACAAACCAAGCAUGUCGAAUUCCCUGAAAUGCUGGACCUUGCUCCCUUCUGCUCCAGUACUGCUAUUUCCCUUCCCAACAUGCUUCCACACCAAAAAAAAGUGUUAUACAGAUUGUACGGUGUCGUGCAACAUUCCGGAACAAUAGAGGGUGGCCACUAUACAGCCUUUGUCAAGGUGCGUCCAGCAAACACAUCAGAAAGAAACAUGUCAGACUUCUUCUCUACGCCACUAAGCAGGGUAGAGGAUAUAUCAAGAUUCCAAUGGGAGCUCCAGCAGCAAUCCUCAAACAAAGCUCAGUCGACAGAGGUGGAGGAUGACAGUGUGAACCAGCCUCAGCGAUGGUUCCACGUUUCAGAUUCUGUUGUCAGCGAAGUUACAGAGGAGAAGGUUCUCAAGGCCCAGGCUUAUUUAUUAUUCUACGAAAGAGUUGUGUGAUAUAUUUGUUUAUUCAUUUUCUUCUAAGUUUAUUUCCCAACAAUAAAAUGUUUAUGAAAGUA